AUGGCUCUCUUCCUGGCUGUCACAAUUCUCUGGGCGCUGAUUUGGCUGCUCUACCGUGCAUGGCAGGUCUGUCAGACGCCCAACGAAGUUCUUGUGGAGAAGCUGGGACUCGACAUUCCGCCACCCCCGGAAGUUACUCUAGAGGAGAUCACAGCGCGUGAGAUCCGGAUAGCCUGGAAACAACCGGAGUUCCACAACUCGAUCCACAAGCACAUCAUUCAGCUAAAUGGUGUCAAAGUGGGCGAAUCGAAACGAGCGGAGACUGCUGUCGAAAUUCUAAACUUAGUCCCUGGAAGUAUUUACCAUAUUUGUGUGCUCUCAGUCAGCGCCGCCAAUUUUCAGACACCCAGCGCAAUCAUUCAUGUGCGCACGAAAUCUCUACCUCUCUCCCAGUCGCAGCAGAAUGCGCCGGUCGGAAACCCUACCAUCCGGGCAUCGAUUCCCCGAUCGACUGCAGGCCUGGCCGCUCCCGCGGCGCCUGUGAUGGCGCGUGAGCAUAGCGGAGGACAACUUCAGGCGAAGCGAUCCACGGCUGGGCGGAAACCAUCCCCUGCAGCUAGCACAACCGACAUCGCUCACUCCAGUGCCGAAGAUUUGCACAAAAGUACCGCCAAUGACGAUCAUGAUGAAACACUGGAGCAGCUUGCCGAUCGAUUGAAAUCCCUGCAGCAGGAAAAUGAAACCGUGGAAAAGCAGACCGCCGACGAAGAAGAGGAGCACAUCGCUCUAAUAAAAGAACUAGAGAAGCAGCGUGAUGAGCUGAAGAAGCGAGUGAAGGAGAAGGAUGAAGCCAGCGGCGACUUGAAGAAACACGUCUACAAGUUGGAAAGCGUCAACCGCACUGUGCAAAGUGAAAAAGCUAAGCGUGAAAGACUCCUGCAGCAGAAAGAGUCCGAGCGAAAGAAACGAAAGGCCGACAUCAUUCGGUGGCAGGAGCAGGUUGAAAGCAUGGCCCGUGAAGCUGCUGAGUCAAGAGAGGAGAAGGCUCGAGUCGAAGAGGAAGCGAAACAGCGUGCAGAUGAGAUUCGAGAGAAGAUCGGUAAGGAGCAGUCGGAGAUGAAGGUCAUCGAUGAUGAGAUCCAGGACAAGGGCGGCCGUGUCAAGAAACUUGAGGAUGAAAGGAAGACUCACCAGGAGGCCGACAGUGAGGACGGAAAGGAGUUGGACAGAAUUGAUAAUGAACGAGCGCGGCAAUGGGAUGUCAAACUGAGCAACCUUCAUGCUCGCUAUGCCACUCUAGUCAGCCUUCAUGCACAGGCGCAGCAACAGUAUCAAGAGGCCCAGGAACGCUUGAAAUGGCUCACAACACAGCGAAGCGGCAGCACAGGACCCUUUACUCUUCCAGCUCUCGAUUUGGACCUCUCGAAUACCGCAACCAUCCGUCCCCGUCGGCAUCGCAGUUCGCUUACCAGCAAUGUCUCUUCGCCCAUGAACUAUACGUCCCUAGAGCCAACAUUCUCCAGCAGCCUUGGCUACAAUCCUCCCGUUACCAGCUCACCUACUUUUGGGCCAACCUCCACUUUCUUCAACAUCACGAACGGAAUGACUCUACCGAGUUUGACUAGUCAAUCUGAAUCCCUGCAUGGCUAUCCAGCAGAUCAGAUAUCUCUCGGUGCCCCUCAAAUGAGCCCUCGCGCAGACGCCUUACUACCUUCGGAUCUUCUUGGCGACGAGGAGUCGCCUGAGCUUCCUCGUCCGGUCAUUCGAUCUCGUUUUCCCAACCUUGAGCAACCGGGCACCCAGCUCGAAUUCCCCCACGGCCCGCCGUCGCCAGAUUCACCCAACAACAGUCGUCCAGCAAGCCUCUUCGCCAGCCCUCAUGAGAGCCAACCUCAUUCUAUCGACGUCGAGCCUCAACCCACGAAUCUAGGGGAAGCAGGCGAAGCGCCAAAGAGUGCCUCGCGGCGACUGUCUGGCCUCUUUGGCUUCCAUCGUCCUCGCGGUAAAACUCUUGCCGAUGAACCGCCUUUGCUGGGCAGUCUGAAACCAGGACAGAGUCAGUCAUUCCCCCGUAAUGUGGAUGAAAUGGAUCCCAUUGGUGCUAGACGUCGUCGGCUGAGCUAUACAGGCAAUUGGGCCAACCCAAUGUCAUUGUUCCCUCGAAGCAAUACAGCCGGUGCCACAACUGACAGCUCGUCGGAUCACCAUCCAUCUCGUCGCACUGCGUUCUCGAGCAUCUUCUCUCCCAGUAGAUUUGGCUUUGGCAGUGGUAGCAGCUUGCUCAAGUCCGGCGAGAAUGCGGAUCUCAGCACGGGAUACAACCAAUUUAGCCCCCGGCAUGAUCCCAUCGAUCCCGCUACAAUUCUCGGGAAAGUGCGACGAGAAUCAUUGUCUCCGAGGCCGUCUUCGACCUUCUCGUUUGACAAUCACCUUCCCCAUCCUUCGACAGAUAAUAGGCACUUCGGCUGGCCGUCAGCUGAGAAGCCUGGCCACCGUAGCCCCUUGGGAUUUGAUUGGGCAUCCCCCUCAACCUGGUCAAGGGUUCAAUCCCGCCGGCCAUCGAUUCAGUACGGAUCUUCUGGUCACCUGCCUCUAAGUCUAACCGGUGAGCCCGAUUUUCUCCAGGACUCGGCUUUCGAGCGACAAGGACGCCCCUUGCAGGCUCCUAUUGGCACCCGACCAUCGUCUUCACAUCGACCGGUUACUCCAAAGCUGAAUCCUGCAGCGCCUUCGUUCAAGGCCAUCUUUUCUUCCGGGAAGAAAUCCGAUAGGAGUAAGGAGAAAGACAAGGGCAAGGACCGGGAGUUAGAGGCACCGUUUGAUUUUCCUAUGGACGAGGGCUCUCCCUCGGAGUCGCGGGCUUCCCGGGAUUCACGUUCUCUGUCUGCCCUCACUGGCGAUUCGUAUGAAUCACUGGAGCGAAUGCUUUCCGGGGGUUCGUUGGACAAUGCCAGCUCGAAGGAGUCAUUUAUCCGCAAGAUCACCCGUAAAGGGAGCUCGAGUAAAUUCAGUUCAUGGAAGGAUCGGUCUGGUCUUUUUUCCAAGCGGGGUGACACCGCGCAGGGAGAUAUCGAUGAGGAUGCCCACGGUGAAGGGCUACUUGCCAAGAGCAUUGACAGCACUGUCUCGAGCGCACCCUCUGCGGAUAGAUCAACGCGCAGCAGCUUGGGUUUCUUCAGUCGGAUGUCGAGGAAGUCAGCUGCUAGCGAGACGAGCGAGCGUCCUAGCGAACAGGCUAGCGAGGCAGACGAAGAUUCCGAGGAGGAGGAUCAUCAUCAUUCUUGAUCAUACUGCAACCCCAUACUGCGUCGUGCAGCAUUCAUUCUCUCACUUCUUCUAUCCAUAGAUCAAGAGUCAGUCAGUCACUUGUCAUUUACUUCUUUCGACCUUUCCUAGCGCUGUAAGCUUCAGGGUUGGUGGUCAUCACUUUUCCGUCUUUUCAGUCUUUCCUAGGCAUAUUUGGAUUGCACAUAAUAAUUUACCUAAAGG
This is a messenger RNA of Aspergillus fijiensis CBS 313.89, 3429 nucleotides long. RefSeq names its product Fibronectin type III domain protein. The transcript is spliced from 4 exons. The record is from RefSeq and is a predicted model, not a curated record. The coding region runs from base 1 to 3225 and encodes 1074 amino acids. Gene Ontology annotation, molecular function: protein binding. NCBI's taxonomy places the organism in Eukaryota, Fungi, Ascomycota, Eurotiomycetes, Eurotiales, Aspergillaceae.